GGUCCCCCAGGUCCCCACGGAAACCCUGGCUCACCUGGCCCCCCAGGCCUGAAAGGUCAGAAAGGUGAUCCUGGGUUGUCACCUGGAAAGGCUCGCAACGGACAGAAGGGAGAUGUGGGCUUACCUGGUUUGACUGGGUUCCCUGGACCACCUGGUAGAAAGGGAUAUAAAGGCUACCCUGGACCACCAGGUCACCCUGGAGACCAGGGCGAACGAGGACCAGAUGGAAGUCCAGGUGCCAAAGGUUAUCCUGGCAGGCAGGGUUUACCUGGCCCCAUAGGGGAAUCUGGUCCAAAAGGCAGUCGGGGGUAUAUUGGUCUCCCAGGCUUAUUUGGGCUACCAGGGGCUGAUGGAGAACGAGGGAUCCCUGGAGUUCCUGGGAAGAGGGGCAAGAUGGGUAGGCCGGUAAAGUUUUUCCUCGUCUAUUAUGCGACUUUGUUGAAUGAAACUGAAGCAAAACAUCUGGCUUUUGGCUGGCGCAUCAGCAGCGCAGGAGGCGAGCGCGUCUCUGACCGAUGGGCGCUGGCGAACUCGGUGAUCAGGGAGGAGCAGGUGUUCCAGGAGAUAUCGGCUUCCAAGGAGACAAGGGCAGCCAGGGUUUGCCCGGGGUCCCUGGGGCACGAGGGAAAGCAGGCCCCCUGGGAAAAGUCGGUGACAAAGGUCCAGUCGGGUUUCCAGGACCACCCGGCCCUGAGGGAAAGCCAGGAGCACGAGGUUUACCUGGGCCGAGAGGACUGCCUGGACAGGAGGGUCGAUCCGGCCGGAAGGGAUUUCCGGGAAGACCUGGUGCCGAUGGUCCAAAGGGUGAGCCAGGAAACCGUGGCCGACCAGGGAAAGUUGGGUGCCAGAGGGCCUGAUGGACCAGUAGGCGAGCCAGGGUCACGAGGUGUCAAGGGCCGACCAGGGGAGCCGGGCAAGCUGGGGCCAGAUGGGCUGCAGGGGAAGAUGGGGGAGACUGGGGAGAUAGGAGCGCGUGGCUUCCUGGGUCCACAAGGACCACAGGGGCCACCUGGGCCUUUGGGAGAAAUUGGGCAUAAGGGAGAAUCGGGGCUGGAAGGGGACAGCGGGCCACCCGGGCCAGACGGUGUCAAGGGAGACAAAGGAGAGCAAGGCCUGGAAGGAGAGAAAGGAGAAAAAGGCAACGAAGGGCUGAAGGGAAAAGAAGGGCCUCCUGGAUAUCCCGGCAUCACAGGUGUCCGAGGACCAGAAGGGAAACCAGGAAAACAGGGGGAAAAGGGCAAGCCUGGCCAGAAGGGCAGCAAGGGCUACCAGGGGCAGCUCGGCGAGACAGGAUCUCCAGGGAAGGAGGGGCCAAAGGGGAACCAAGGCCCUAAAGGAUCCCGAGGUACCCUGGGACCUAUGGGUGCUCCAGGAAGGAUGGGUGCUCAAGGGGAACCUGGCUUAAAAGGUUACCAGGGACAUGCAGGACCACCGGGGCCAAUUGGACCACCAGGGCCAAAGGGGGAAAAGGGAGAGCAGGGUGAUGAUGGGGAAGAAGGUGUGACAGGGAUGCCAGGCAAAAGAGGGAACCCUGGCAUUCCAGGACUCCCUGGGGCACAGGGACCACCAGGAUUCAAGGGAGACUUUGGCGAGGCAGGAUUUCCAGGGAUUGCGGGCAUGUUUGGGCCAAAGGGCCCCCCAGGAGACCUUGGUUUCAAAGGCAUCCAGGGACCACGUGGGCCGCCAGGUCUCAUGGGAAAAGAAGGAAUUAUUGGUCCGCUUGGCAUUCAGGGUCCCAUGGGAAGCCCGGGGCCCAAGGGAGACAAAGGCAGCCGCGGAGAAACGCGAGAGCCACGCUGGGCUCCGCUGCACCCGCGUGGGCUCUGGCUCAUCGUGGUGGCAUCAGGCUCCCACGAGGGCAAGACAUACACAUCUAUACACGUGCACACGCACGGUCUGCAAGGUCCAAGGCAACAAGAUGGCUUUGGGGCAGCUUUCCAGACGUUAAUCGACUCGAACACCGCACUCAAGACAGAGGGUUACCAACACCCAGACCUUCUCAUGCUGGACCAGGGAGGGGAGAUCUUUAAGACUCUACACUACCUCAGCAACCUCAUUCAGAGCAUCAAAAGACCCCUGGGAACCAAGGAAAACCCUGCACGCAUCUGUCGAGACCUCAUGAACUGUGAACAGAAGAUGAACGACGGUACCUACUGGAUUGACCCAAAUCUUGGCUGUUCCUCGGACACCAUACAGGUCAUCUGUAACUUCACCAACGGUGGGCAGACAUGUCUUAGCCCCAUCACCGUCUCCAAGCUGGAUUUUGACAUCGGGAGAGUCCAGAUGAACUUCCUCCGCCUCCUGAGCUCAGAGGUGGUGCAGCACAUCACCAUCCACUGCCUGAAUACCUCCGUCUGGCGGGAAGGCUCAUCCGAGAAACCUUCGGAAAAAGCCGUGCGCUUCAGGGCCUGGAACGGGCAGAUGUUUGAGGCGGACGGGCAGCUCAGGCCAGAAGUGGCAGCUGAUGAUUGCAAGAUCAAGGAUGGACGCUGGCAUCGGACUCUCUUUUCGUUUCGGACACAGGACCCUCAGCAGCUGCCAAUUGUCAACAUCUACAACCUUCCUCCAUCCGAGCCAGGAAAGCAAUAUCACCUCGAGGUCGGCCCCGUGUGCUUCCUUUGAACAAAGCCAUCGAAACCGGGCUCCAAGGCUUUGACCCCAUGUUUGGCCUAUGUCUUUACACAGGCUCUCCCACCUCUCUGCAGCAAGGAUAGCUGGGCUGUAUCUUUUGGGUCAACUCUUGCUCUAGCCUUUGGCUCAAGGUCUCCAAGAACCCGUGAUCUACUGAACUCAGCAGAUUGUUGAAAGGAGGAAUAACAAGGACGUAGGGGAAGCGGGUAUCAGUCGGGACGUGAACAGCGAAAAGGGAUCAGGGGACUAGAUGUUGCAAGCGGUUCCACACACAAAGCUUUUUCCAUGACCAAAGAAA
This is a messenger RNA of Phaethon lepturus (White-tailed tropicbird), 2929 nucleotides long. It is a transcript of the gene COL27A1, whose product is annotated as collagen, type XXVII, alpha 1. The transcript has 37 exons. Gene Ontology annotation, molecular function: extracellular matrix structural constituent. Lineage: Eukaryota; Metazoa; Chordata; Aves; Phaethontiformes; Phaethontidae. The record is from RefSeq and is a predicted model, not a curated record. The annotation marks the transcript as partial.